Messenger RNA from Phragmites australis (common reed), 996 nucleotides. RefSeq lists its product as uncharacterized. The record is from RefSeq and is a predicted model, not a curated record. NCBI's taxonomy places the organism in Eukaryota, Viridiplantae, Streptophyta, Magnoliopsida, Poales, Poaceae. The transcript has a single exon. Bases 99 to 773 code for a protein of 224 amino acids.
UUCCCCACUCAAACCCUCCUUCCAUUUAUACUAUUUAUACUAUACUUCCCUUCCCUUACCUUCGUCGCAACGUAUUCUAGAGAGAGAGGAAGAGAGAGAUGAAGCUGCUGUGGUGUCCGGAGAUGGCGUCCAAGGCCUACAUCGACGGCGUCAGGGUGCUCGCCGACCGCGACGACCUAGCCGGAUCGGCGGAGGUCGCCGAGCUCGUCUCCGCCAUGGCCGGUGGCUGGAACGCGCAGCUCGUUGUCGAGGCGCCGGACGUGUCGGUUUCUUCGUCGUCCCGGCCGGCCUCUACGAGUCUCACCCUUACCGCCGCCGUGCGGCGCACGGGCGGUCGCUACGUCAGCCUGCUCCCGGACAGCGACGACUCCACCUCCACGGCGGCCUCUUCCUCGUCCACGGUCGUGGUCGGGGACGCGGACGAAGCGAUGGCGCGGCUGGACGGCGUUGACCUCCUGGUGCUCGACGCGCGGCGGCGGGACGCGGCGGCCGUGCUGCGGGCGGCCAGGCCCGGGGUGAGGGGCAUGGUGGUGGUGCUCCACGGCGACGGGAGGCGGCGCGGCGCGACGGCGCUGGCAGCGGCGUCCAUGGCGGCGGGUACGAGGCUCGUGCGGUCCGUCUACCUGCCGAUCGGCAAGGGCGUUGAGGUCCUGCACGUCGGCGUUGGGAAGGGGCCCAGCCUGCAGAGCCGGGGCGCUGGGCGGCCGGCCGGCCGGUGGAUCCGGCACAUCAACCACGACACCGGCGAGGAGCACGUCUUUCGGCGGCAGUAGUUAGCCUCCGCCCCUCGAUCUGUUGCACCGUCCAGGAGCAUCAAAGGCAACAGAAGAGGCGUUUCUUGUUAGAUUCGUUAAAUCUGCCCGUGAUUGUGGGUUGCAUAAGAUGGGUGGAAAGUGUAACGAGUCAUCAUGGUGUAAAUAGCAGAACCUAAUUAGCUCUUUAAUUUGUGAACGCUUUAUACCCUAUAUACGCUACGCUGCAAUCUCUUUGCUGCCA